Messenger RNA from Paramecium tetraurelia, 390 nucleotides. RefSeq lists its product as uncharacterized. The transcript has 2 exons. NCBI's taxonomy places the organism in Eukaryota, Ciliophora, Oligohymenophorea, Peniculida, Parameciidae. The record is from RefSeq and is a predicted model, not a curated record.
AUGUAAGAAGAUUAUAAGAGAGAAUUAGAAAAUUAUACUUAAUUAUGGAAAGUCUAUACUAGAAAUUCUUUGGAAUAGGAUUUUAGAAACUCUCUCUAUUCAACAUUAGCUUUGGUGUUUGUACCUUCCCUAGUGAAUGUGUACUAUAUCUUCAGAUAAAGUGUCUUGAAAAAUGCAGUUAGAUUUGGCAGUGUAAUCUCUUGUCUAAUGAUUUUCCAUUACAAUCUAAACAAGGACUUUGAGAGAUUUGUUCAGAAGGACUCAAAAGAGAGCAAUCUUGCAAGACUAUAUAUGUAAAAUAUUAGUAAGACUAAUGUCAUUUUUCCGUAUUUCGGAAAAGAAACCAUGGAGAUUAUUAAAUAGAGAGAAGAGGGUAAAAAAUAGUAAUGA